AUGCAGUAUCGGACUAUUUUGCGCACGGCUUGUGUCGUGAUCCUCCUCGCCACGCAGUCUGUGGCACAGAGCCAAAGCAGCACCUACACGGAUAUCUACACCAUUCCACCUUUGUCUGCUGUCCCCACCUUCACAUCGCCUUUAGCUAUCUCAACGACUAUUUCUACAGGACCGAAUUUAAGUAAUGGUCUUGCACAGACGCCUCCUAUGGGAUGGAGUAGUUGGAAUGGUUUCGGCCCGAAUAUCAACGAGACACUAUUGAGGGAUACUAUCGAUACCAUUGCAUCAAAUGGUUUAAUGGAAGCCGGUUUUGUUUAUGUAAAUCUGGACGACGGCUGGCAGCACUACUUAGGAAACCGUCUAGACCAUCCACUCGAAGCAGACCCCGUCAAAUUCCCAAGCGGCAUCAAGGCCCUUGCUGACUACGCACACUCAAAAGGCCUUAAACUGGGCAUCUAUUCUGGUCCAGGUCAAACUACCUGUGCAGGUUAUACCGGCAGCCAAGGCCACGAAGCCGAAGACGCAAAGCUGUUUGCAUCCUGGGGAAUCGACCACCUUAAAUACGACAGCUGCUGCGCCUACCAAUUUGCACCUAAGUCCGUAGUCCAACAAGUUAUUCUCUCAAUGUCCCAAGCUCUCCUCGCCAGCGGUCGCCCCAUCGUCUAUCAUGCGUGUCACUGCGGCUGGGCUGACUCCUGGGAAUGGGCGGCCCAAUACGGUGCCAACCAAUGGCGAAUAGGUCAAGAUAUCUCUGACGACUUCGACUACCCUGGCAACCGCAUGAAAUACUUCUUCGAUGUUCUAGACUUGCUUGAUCGAGGCAACAGCCUUGCGCAGUUUUCUGGGCCGGGACACUGGAAUGAUUAUGAUAUGCUGAUUAUUGGGCUUAAUGGAAAGUCGCAGCAUGUAGGAGCAGGUUGCUCGAAUGUCGAGUACAGAACGCAUUUCAGCAUGUGGGCCAUGGUGUGUUCGCCCCUCCUCAUCGGGUCUGACGUACGAGCCCUCAGUAGCGAUUCCAUGGAAACCCUCACCAACCCAGAAAUCAUAGCCAUCUCGCAAGAUCUCCUUGGGCAAGCGGCAGCCACCGUCGGUGUCGGGAACCAAGAUGGGGGUACUUUGCAAGUGUAUGCUAAGGCGAUGGAGGAUGGGAGUUAUGCUGUUGCGUUGUUGAAUCGGGGAGGUGUGACGGCGGAUAUGAGUAUUAGUCCGCAGAGAGAUUUAACGGUUGCGUGGGAUAAGUACACGGUGAGAGAUGUUUGGAAGCAUGAGACGACAGGGCCGUAUGAUACGCCUUACAUGGUUGAGGUUAUAGGUCAUGAGGCGAAGAUUUUGCGUCUAUAUGAAGUGGUACCUAAUGCUACGAUGCCUCUUCCUUGA
Messenger RNA from Venustampulla echinocandica, 1377 nucleotides. Its product is annotated as Alpha-galactosidase. Bases 1 to 1377 code for a protein of 458 amino acids. NCBI's taxonomy places the organism in Eukaryota, Fungi, Ascomycota, Leotiomycetes, Helotiales, Pleuroascaceae. Gene Ontology annotation, biological process: carbohydrate metabolic process. The record is from RefSeq and is a predicted model, not a curated record. The transcript has a single exon. Gene Ontology annotation, molecular function: hydrolase activity, hydrolyzing O-glycosyl compounds.